Messenger RNA from Ogataea parapolymorpha DL-1, 2646 nucleotides. Its product is annotated as putative leucine-rich repeat-containing protein. Gene Ontology annotation, molecular function: protein kinase binding. The transcript has a single exon. Gene Ontology annotation, cellular component: cytoplasm. NCBI's taxonomy places the organism in Eukaryota, Fungi, Ascomycota, Pichiomycetes, Pichiales, Pichiaceae. The record is from RefSeq and is a predicted model, not a curated record. The coding region runs from base 1 to 2646 and encodes 881 amino acids.
AUGGGUGCCAACACCUGCGACGGAGACGUGUAUAUCCAUAACUUGGCCACGUUCAUAAAAUCUCACGAGCGCCAGCUAGCCAAUGCUUUAGUGGCCUACAAGAAGAGUGCUCCUAAGACAAAUACAAAUGGCAAGCCCAAUUCGAUACCGAGACAACAGCAACAGUCGACAAAGCCUGUCAGACUGUCUCUUUCUCUUCACCAUCUGUAUUUUUUACUGGGUAAAUUUCAGGAACUCGGCAUCAGCGUAGGCCCAAUGAACAUUCGACUGGACAAUAUCGAUACCGAGAGCUCUAACAAUUAUGUCUCAUUUUUGAGUGAAUUUCAAAGAAACAAGGCCAUACAAUCGGACGCUCAAUCGAUUCACUCGAUGUCUAGUGUUAAGUCAGUUAUGUCUAGCGUGUCAGCACUGUGGACUACGCUAAGCUCAAGUGGCCAAAAGGGAGACAAUAUCAUCAACGAUCUGAAAUACCUGUACUCUGCAUUUACAAAACUCCCCUGUCUCAGGUUGGCGACAGAUCCCAAUGCUAAACUUAUUGAAGGCCACGAGGAGUAUCCUUUCGAUACGUCAACACCUAUAAAGAUAUUCAAGAACCUUUCUGUUUUAGAGAUCUCAGACAUGGAUCCGAAGGAGAUCUAUGGCUGGCAUAUACUGAGUGAAAACAUCAGAUUCUUGGUGGUCAAACGCACGAACAUCACAGACCCUUACGACAUACUUGUUACCUUGGUCCACGACGACAUAAACAAGCGCGGAUCAAUGUAUUCUGAAGAUUCUGAGCCAUCACCCUCAUCUACGUCGUCUCUCGCCAUUCCAAUGACCAAACGAGGCUCUUUUUCUUCCCCCUCAGUUCACAACUCCGCGACUUUCUCUAGUUCAUAUGGAUCUUCCCACCAUCAUUACCUCAGUGGGUCACUUCCAGAAACCACGUCACCACCAUCAUCGUACUACGCUUCACGACUUCCCACUGACGACAAAUAUGCAUUGAUUCCUAGAAGACAAUAUCAGUACCAUCACAAAUCACGGUACACCCCGAAAGAUACACUCCCUACUAUUGACCAGAUUCCUAUUUCUUCAAACCCGCAUGAAUUCUCUAAGAUCCAUUGGAGAUUACUCAAACAUUUGUCGCUCACAGAGAACAAGAUAACAAGAAUUAGCGAAGAAGCGUUCACCAAUUUAGAGAAUUUAUCGUCUCUUGAUUUGUCGUACAAUAACCUGACGGAGAUUCCGCACGCUGCACUGGCCAAACUUCACAAUCUCAAGUCACUGAACCUGUCAUACAACAAGCUCGUCAACACGAAAACGUUCCCAAAGACGCUGACCAAAUUGACCAUCCUCAACUUGCGUGGUAAUCAACUAACAAAUUUGGAUACUUUGGAGAAUGCCUCAUCAUUGGAAAAGAUUGAUUUGCGACAGAACAAGCUGACCAAGGUUGCUGAGAUGAAGCCGCUUUUUUUGUUGAAUAAUGACGUUGUCAAGCUUAACAUCUUGUACUUAGUUGGUAAUCCUGUGGCUAGCAACAGAGGUUACAGAAUAGAGUUGUUCAACUUGUUCAAUGGAGUUGAUUACUCAAAUGAUCUGCGCAUUGAUGGCUCAAAGCCUGGAAUAUUUGAGUCGAGAUUAUUGCUUGAUGCAAAAUCUGCUCAAUUAAAGUUGAAUAAGUUUUUGGACGCAAGCAUUAUUUCAAAGAUGGCCGAAAGCGUUUCCACGAUGAACAUCAACAAGAUAAUUACUACCACGACUACCGGAGAUAAUUCGAUGUCAUCGGAUAUGCUGAAUAAUCGGAUGAGCUCUCAGUCUAGAGUGAGCAUGUCUUCCAAGGAAAAACACGAGGAUGCACGAGAUUCUAUCGAUUCGAGGGCCUCACAACGGUCAAAGCCUCCGCCUUUAAAUUUGGACAGCCACAAGACGCAGGUGAUAACUCCUCAAGCUCAGAUAUUGACGCCAAACAAGAAUCUAUUGAAUUCUUCUGAUCACAUGCUUCCACCGCAGAAACCGUUCUCCCAGAAGACAUCUUCAGUACAAUCUCCAGCCACAGGGAGCGUGUGGGAACAAAUUAGCUCAGCGGCGCCCGUAUCUGAGGCUACCAAGACUACAACCUUGGCUACCCCAGUUAGUGCGAACUACACUUUUGAAAAACCUCAGCUGGACCAAGGGUCACAGCUUCCUUCACCAGUCGCUUCAAGCCAGCCGUCGAGGGCGGUCUCAAUUGAUGAGAAUGUUUAUCCUUCAGGGGUGAUUCUGACACGGCAGGUCAACGCUUCGAACUCAUCACUAGUCACAAGUUCCUCAAGAAAGCCAUCUCAAGAAGCUAACCCGAUCAACAAGAUUAGCCUGGCUGCGCCGGCACUCCCAGUGAUCACGCAAGCUACCACAAUGACUACCGUCUCUUCAGAUCCUCCCACACCUCAUAGCCAGCGUCGCAGUGCAGACCACGAGUACUUUGCCGGUGCUGUAGCUUUGCAAAGUCCGAUCAAAGCUCAUACUUUCCGACACCCCGAUGCUAGAAUCGAACCGAAUCCCGACUCAGCAUCAGCCAUAGACCUUUCCAUUAUGAACAUGAUACGCGAAACCAAAGACGAAGCCAGCCAGCCUGAGCCCGAUUCCAAAGACGAGCUUUCGCAGGGACGUAAGAUAUCCGUUAGCUAA